Messenger RNA from Zeugodacus cucurbitae (melon fly), 3271 nucleotides. It is a transcript of the gene Rev1, whose product is annotated as DNA repair protein Rev1. Gene Ontology annotation, molecular function: DNA-directed DNA polymerase activity; damaged DNA binding; deoxycytidyl transferase activity. Bases 175 to 3246 code for a protein of 1023 amino acids. Gene Ontology annotation, cellular component: nucleus. The transcript is spliced from 7 exons. NCBI's taxonomy places the organism in Eukaryota, Metazoa, Arthropoda, Insecta, Diptera, Tephritidae. Gene Ontology annotation, biological process: error-prone translesion synthesis; error-free translesion synthesis. The record is from RefSeq and is a predicted model, not a curated record.
CUUUAUUCUUGAUUCAAUUUAUUAUCGAUAAAUGUUAUUAUUAUUGUCGAUUUUUGUGAUUUUAUCGAACCGCAGUUUCACCAUAAUGUGUAAACAAUCAUCUCGAGAGUUAGAAAUUAUUUAAAAUUUUAAAUAUAUGUAAUAUCCACAGUUUUCUUUAUUUUUGUUUUCAAUAUGAAUGCAAAUGGAUUCGAACAAUGGGGUGGCUAUAUGGAAGCAAAAAUCACCAAGCUUGAGGAGCAAUUUUCCGCUUCGAGCAAUCCUUACCGGAAGUCCAACUUAUUUUCUGGAAUAUCCAUUUUUGUCAAUGGUCUAACUAAUCCUUCGGCUGAUGAGUUAAAACGUAUCAUGAUGGUCCAUGGUGGCACCUAUCAUCAUUACGAACGUUCGCAUACCACGUAUAUUAUAGCAUCCAAUUUGCCAGAUGUAAAAGUACGUAAUAUGAAUACUAGUAAAAUUAUAAGUCCACAAUGGGUGGUCGACUCGCUAAAAGAAAUGCGGUUGUUGGACUAUACCCGUUAUUUGUUGUAUACAAAUCAAAAAAUAUCACAGCCAAGCUUAGUUUUUAAGAAUAUUAAAAAGAAAGAUCGUGAAAGUGAUAUAUCAAUCAAGGAGAAUGUUGCCGACACACAGUGUAAAGACGCGGUUCAGCACGAUAUUACCACUUCGACGGAUGUUGACACAACCAACAGUAAAGAAAUGGCGCGUACUGCGGUAGAUCCAAAAUUUCUUUCAGAGUUUUAUAAUAAUUCACGAUUACAUCAUAUCGCUACACUUGGAGCUGGUUUUAAACAAUACGUAUCAGAUUUACGUGAACGACAUGGUACAAACGGUUUCCCGGCACGAAAAAAACUAAAGGAACAACUGAAGAGUAGUAUAGAAAUGAAAACUACGCCACCAACAUUGGUCAUGCACAUCGAUAUGGAUUGCUUCUUUGUGUCCGUUGGUCUCCGGAAACAUCCUGAAUUAAAGGGUCAACCAGUUGCGGUAACACAUUCAAAAGGUGGUGCCAGCGCAAACGAAGUGCCCGUUCACCCCGGCGCUGAUCGCAAAACUGAAAUGGAAUUGUUUGCAAAGCGUUUUGAGCAACAUUUACAUAAUAAUAUAUUAUCUGAAAAAGUACGUGGAGGUUUUGAGGCUAAAAUGUCGCUUUCCGAGAUUGCUUCAUGUAGCUAUGAAGCACGCGCCAAAGGUAUACGCAAUGGCAUGUUUGUCGGACAUGCUUUAAAUUUAUGUCCUGAGUUAAAGACCAUACCCUACGAUUUUGAAGGCUACCGUGAAGUAGCUUAUACCUUAUACGAUACUAUAGCACAGUACACGUUAAAUAUUGAGGCGGUUAGUUGUGAUGAAAUGUUUGUUGAUUUAUCGGAUGUAUUAGCCGAAAUGGAGGUGGAACCAAUGGAGUUUGUGCGUGCUGUGCGCGAAGAAAUGCGCACAAAAACGGGGUGUCCAUGUUCCGCUGGUGUGGGUGGAAAUAAAUUGCAAGCGCGUAUGGCAACAAAACGGGCCAAGCCAGAUGGUCAGUAUCUACUACUACCAGAAGUUGCUGAAGAGUAUAUGGCAGACAUUAAAAUCGAGGAAUUGCCCGGAGUAGGCAGUAGUACGGCUUAUACUUUGAAAAAUCAUAACUUAAUUACAUGUGGGGAUCUGCAGAAAAUUACGCUAUUAAAAUUACAAAUGCAUGUUGGCAAGAAAUUUGGUGAAACCCUCUAUCAGUUCUGUCGUGGUGUCGAUAACCGUCCGCUAACUUAUGGGCAAAUACGUAAAUCGGUUUCGGCAGAAGUUAAUUAUGGUAUACGUUUCAAAGAAUUCAGUGAAUUGGAGACUUUUCUGCGACAACUAUGCACUGAAGUACACACGCGUCUGACAGACAUAAAACGACGCACGAAAUGUGUUACCCUCAAGCUAAUGGUGCGCGCCAAAGAUGCACCACUCGAGGCUGCAAAAUUUAUGGGUCACGGCGUCUGUGAUCACGUAACAAAAUCAGUUUCACUGUCCGACUAUACAUGCGACGUAGAAGUGAUCACACGCACUGUGAUUGCUACGAUGAAGGCAUUAACAAUACCGCCGAAUGAGUUGCGCGGCAUAGGCAUACAGCUUUCGAAACUCAAUGAUCCUAACGAAGGCAAAGCACGAAAAGAUAAUGCAAUAAUGAAUAUGUUUAGCAAAGUGGUGGUAAAGAAAAAAGACCAAAUACCUCAACCGUCCGAUAGUAAUAGUGACAUUAGUACAAAAGAUAAUGCUAAAGCACCUAUAAUAUAUAAGUCAGCACCAAAUGAGCACAAAUCAGUAGAAAUCAGCAAAGAACUUGGAAAACGUACACGUAGUAAGACUACUAGUGCUGUCUCGGAGAAAAAGUCGAAAAAUGCAUCUGAUAUAUUGAGCUUGAUGCAAAACGUUAGAACAAAACAAUCAGCUUCAACUGCGCGUAACACUUUGAGUAUCGCCAAUUCCAUACCGCAAGAUAUCGAUCCAGAGGUUUUUGCAGCACUACCUGAGGACAUACGUAAUGAAAUUUUACAAGCUCAUGGUGAAGGAAUACAGAAGACAACGAAAUCGGAUAUGCCAACUCAACCGCCAGGCAAUUCAAAUUUAAGUAUACUAAACGAAAGUGAUUUUCAACCAUCAACAUCCAAGGCAGCUGCACUAAAAAAACAACGUAAAGAGCAGAAGAAAUUACAAAAGAAACAAGAAAAUCAACUUAAUGAAUAUAAUUCAACAAAGAUGCCUCAAAUCGAUCCGGAAUUUCUAGCAGCAUUACCGCAGGAGUUACGUAUGGAAGUUGAAAGAGAAUAUGGAAGUAUGAAAAGUGUAGGGUCACCUGAAAAAUGUGAGCCAUCCGAACUGAAGAAAAAAACCAGUAAACCACCAAAUAAUGCUGUUGAACAGCGCCAGAAAAUACAAAUAUCUGUGGACAAUAUUUUCAUGCAAACGAAUUGUAAAGAAUUGAUUUUAGCUUGGCUAAAGAGCGCAGACACACCAGAAGCCUAUGAUGUGGAUUUGAUUGCCAAGCAUGCCGAAGAAUUAGUCAGUGCUGAUGAAAUUGAUACACUAUACACGCCAUUAAUUUAUCUCUGCAGGUUAAUUAAUCACCAGAAGACUAGUGGCACGCCCAGUGAUUGCAUGUGGCAUAAAGCCUAUCUUGACAUAAUUAAACUGGUUCAAAAGGCAAUGGCAAAAGCUUAUAACGGCCGAAGUCUCUUUUUGGGCGCCAAACUAAAGUGUGAUAAAUGUGAAAAAUCGUAAAUUAUUUAUAAGACUCUUAAAAUCA